This is a messenger RNA of Aspergillus piperis CBS 112811, 357 nucleotides long. RefSeq lists its product as uncharacterized. The coding region runs from base 1 to 357 and encodes 118 amino acids. NCBI's taxonomy places the organism in Eukaryota, Fungi, Ascomycota, Eurotiomycetes, Eurotiales, Aspergillaceae. The transcript is spliced from 2 exons. The record is from RefSeq and is a predicted model, not a curated record.
AUGCUGGCUGGUGUGACGGGGGACCUGGACAGUUCCUUACAUCAGGACAUGACCAAUCUCUGCGAUUCUCCAGACGUGAAUUUUCCACCAGAUUAUGGGCCACUCGACCCUCAUUCUAAAGGAUUGGCGACGCUCUAUUGCUUCAUAGCCGGCGCAGGACCUGGUGAAUCCACCGGUUUAGCAGCUCCCAUUAAUUGCUGGUGCAUGAUCAAUGAACUUCAAUCUCAAACUGAUCAGAAUGUGGCUGCCGGCCCCGCAGCGUCCUAUCGACCAGGGCACGAAAAGACCAGCCCGUCCGACACACAAAGUUUCCGUCCCGGGAGACCUAUUGCUAUGAGAAGUCUCAUGGCAGGUUGA